Anopheles coustani is the source of this 1079-nucleotide messenger RNA. It is a transcript of the gene Wnt2, whose product is annotated as protein Wnt-2. Gene Ontology annotation, cellular component: extracellular region. The coding region runs from base 27 to 1079 and encodes 350 amino acids. Gene Ontology annotation, biological process: cell fate commitment; neuron differentiation; canonical Wnt signaling pathway. The transcript is spliced from 7 exons. Lineage: Eukaryota; Metazoa; Arthropoda; Insecta; Diptera; Culicidae. The record is from RefSeq and is a predicted model, not a curated record. Gene Ontology annotation, molecular function: frizzled binding; cytokine activity.
AAUGUCCUUCAAUACAACGGCGUAAGAUGAGAAACAUUGCAGCGGCACUGUUUGUCUUACUGGUAAUCUUCAAGUUAAGGGCUGCCAAAUGUUUUGUUUCGUCAGUGCUGUGCUCUCGCAUUCCCGGUCUCACACAAACCCAGCGGCAGAUAUGUACGGAGUCGCCGGAUGCAGUAAUAUCGCUAGCAUCUGGCCAGCUGCUUGGAGCAAGUGAAUGCCAAAAACAAUUUCACGGUCACCGUUGGAACUGUUCUCACGUGUGGAAUAAAGAGAUGUUUGGGCAGAUAAUGGUUAUAGGUUCGAAAGAGGCUGCAUAUACAUAUGGCAUUACCAGCGCCGGUGCCGUAUAUUCGAUAACUGCUGCGUGCGCAAAAGGAAACAUUACGUCCUGCGGUUGUGAUACCCAGCAAAAAGCAUUCACAUCCAGUGACUCUGAAAGCUGGAAAUGGGGCGGUUGUUCCGUGGACAUCGGCUACGGUAUGCGAUUUGCAAAAAAGUUUCUCGAUGCUCGUGAAAUCGAAAACGACAGUCGCAGUUUAAUGAACCUGCACAACAACCGCGUCGGUAGGAAGCUCGUCAAGAUGCUCCUACGGACGGAGUGUAAAUGCCAUGGUGUCAGUGGAUCUUGUGCCAUGAAAACCUGCUGGAAAAGCUUGCCAUCAUUUCACGUCAUUGGCAACACCAUGAUGAAGAAAUAUCGCAAAGCCAAGCUAGUGCACGUGCCAGCCACUUCUUCCAAUGGUCAGUUGGUUUUGAAACGGAAAGGAAAUAAACCGCCGCCAAAAGACGGUAAAGCCAAGAGUGAUAGUCAAAAUCCAAAGAGAUCGGAGUUGGUCUAUCUGCAGCCUUCACCAAACUAUUGCGAGCGCAACAUCAGCAUUGGAAUACUCGGCACCGUCGGUCGGAGCUGUAAUCGUACCUCUACCGCCAUCGAUCGGUGCGAUCUACUAUGCUGUGGACGAGGCUACAACACGCACCAGACCGUCCGGAGCUGGCAGUGCAACUGCAAGUUCAAAUGGUGCUGUACGGUAACGUGUGAUAUCUGCACCGAGCGCAAGGAAGAAUACACCUGUAAAUAA